ACACACACACACACAGGGCCUUGCAUGACCUUUUAAACCUCUAAGCUUACCUCUAGUGACACAAGGCCACACCUACUAAUGCUUCCUAACAGUCUUCCAACUGGGAACCAAGCAUACAGAUAUAUGAACUUUGGAAGACCAAUUUCAUUCCAACCAUUACACACACACACACACACACACACACACACACACACACACACACACACACACACACACAGAGUCACACACACAGUCACACAUACUCCUUUCAUUCCCUCCCCCUUGUAUCCCCUUCUUCCAACAAGUGCCCCUCUUUUAUGUUUCUCUUUUGUGGCUUACUGCAUUUAAUUGGGAGAUCUGAUCACUUUAUAAACAAUUUAAAGACAGAUUUUUAUGUCUUAUUCAUUAUUGUAUCCCAGGUACCCAGAACAGGAUGUGUCCCAUAGUUGGCAUACAGAUGGUUUAAUGGGGAAGCAAUUUGGGCUUUAGUUUCCUAAGUGUACCCAUAGAAAUGUGAUUUUGGGGAUCCUGUCUUUACAGCAAAUGAGAAAUGGAAAUAACUAACAUAAUAUGGAAACAAAAUUGCCCUCUCUCUGCUUGUGCUUUGAGCAACCCCCUUGCACACACAUGAAGUUUUUCUAAGUUCUCAUUGUCUAACAAAAAUAUACAACACAGAUUGUCCUCCUCCUUGUAGGAAGUAUGUGGAGUUCCGGUUGAAUACACAAAAAGCUGGUUGACUAGGUAAAUGAGUUAGGAAGUGUUCUCAUAGCUUUAUUGUCUACUUGUACAUCACACAUGAACAUAAGCACAGACAACCUUCCUUAGAGGUGGUUGCCUGGAAGGAGUCUCUGGUUUUAGUCCAUUCACACACCAACUUUACAUUCAGGUUCAUCAUGCUGGCCUGGGAGCAGCAUGGGUGGGUGUGUUUGGCUGCUGAAGCAGGUGUCUGAAAAUUUCAGGUCACAAUCGGAGAUUCCACAGGCCCUAGAUCAGUUGUCUCCUAACUUAGAUACUAGAGAGGCAUGAGCAGCAAAUCCUGUUCUUUCUUCCCUUGUCCCUGGAGAGAGGUUGUUCCCUUUUCCCAAGCUUUAAUCAGAAGCUGUUGAUUAUACUGCAGACUAGGGCAGACCUUGAAUGAGGAUAAGAAAAUCAAGCCAAUCAAUCCACAUUAGCAAUAAUGAUACAAGUUGGCCUUGCCACUGGAGCCCUCUUGAUGCUAUUUUAAAUUGCCUCUGAAAAAAAUCUGUCUUACAGAAAGGAAGAGGUUUUAUCAGAACGUCAGCAUCUCACAGGGUGAAGGUGGAUUUGAGAUAAACCUGGACCACAGAAAGCUGAAAACUCCCCAAGCCAAGCUUUUUACUGUCCCCAGUGAGGCCUUGGCCAUCGCAGUGGCCACUGAAUGGGACUCCCAGCAGGAUACCAUCAAGUUCUACACCAUGCACCUGACCACAUUGUGCAACACAUCCUUGGACAAUCCAACCCAGCGAAACAAGGAUCAGAUGAUCCGGGCAGCUGUAAAGUUCUUAGACACUGACACCAUUUGCUACAGGGUGGAAGAGCCAGAGACAUUAGUGGAACUUCAGAAGAACGAAUGGGAUCCAGUCAUAGAAUGGGCUGAGAAAAGAUACGGCGUGGAGAUCGGCUCCUCCACAAGCAUAAUGGGACCCAGCAUACCUACCCAGACCCGAGAGGUGCUUACCAGCCACUUGUCCUCUUACAACAUGUGGGCCCUACAAGGGAUUGAGUUUGUAGUGGCCCAGCUCAAGUCCAUGGUGCUGACCUUGGGCCUGAUUGACCGGCGCCUGACUGUGGAGCAGGCUGUGCUUCUGUCACGUCUGGAGGAGGAGUACCAGAUCCAGAAGUGGGGCAACAUUGAAUGGGCCCACGACUAUGAGCUCCAGGAGCUUCGGGCUCGCACUGCCGCUGGUACCCUUUUUGUCCACCUCUGCUUGGAAAGCUCUGAGGACAAGAACAAGCUCCUACAAGAGUGAGGCCUGGGUUGCAAAUGCUGGCUGAAAGGAACUGCACAGACACAGGGUCUCUGAUCUGGGCUUCCCUGGCUGUUGGAACUCUGUACCCAGUGAAGCUCUUUUGGCCUGUACCUAUCACGCUAUACUUGUGGAGUACCCAGUGUGUGCCUGGGUCUUCCCUGGCCUUUGUGGCUUGGCCUUAUCCAGAAACACCCUGUGAUGCCCUAGAGACACAGUAUGCCUGUCUUGAGGUCAGACAGGUUCCAACCCAGGUGCCUUUGGCCUGGUCAGCAGUGAAGGAGGCAUAGAGACUUUCUCUUGACCCUGAUUUUAUUAAAUGUUUUUUCAUUCUGGAAAAUAUCAAGCCUCAUUUUCAUCUGAGUCUCAGCAUUUCUCCAUUCUUGUUUUAUCUAAGCUCUGUCACCAUUUUUACAUCUGCUACCAAUGGCUGGAAACCUCACGGCAGGGAAGGGGCAAGAAACAAGCCAUCACCACACACAACCACUUUUCAUCUUCAGCCCUCAGCCUGAAGGCCUUUGUCCCCUCCUGGCCUUUCAUCAGAUGAUCUUUUGAAAGUAAGUCUUUGGUCUAAGCUGCUUGGUUGCUGUUUGUUAUAUUCUUAAAAAAAAAAAUAAAAUAUGACUCCAAAAAUAUAA
Cricetulus griseus (Chinese hamster) is the source of this 2605-nucleotide messenger RNA. The record is from RefSeq and is a predicted model, not a curated record. NCBI's taxonomy places the organism in Eukaryota, Metazoa, Chordata, Mammalia, Rodentia, Cricetidae.